AUGCCGAUCCCCCUGGUCCCUGCCGCUUCCACGGUCCCUGCCACCCACAGCCCCCGGUCUCUGCCGGCCGCCCGCCCCACCUUCCCGUCCCUGAUUCCCCUGCUCUGUAGACAAGCUUACAGCCUCGAGCAUCUGGGGCCUCAGCAUCUGAUGGCAAAAAUUCCACGUGUGAAGCCACUAAAUUUCUGGAUAAUCGAGAGGUCCGAUUCUGGUGGACGGAAGAUUCCUGAGACUGUUGUCCCAGAGGGUCGCUGCUCUGGGAAGAGACCAGGCUGGUUAAACGGUUCCCAUCCCACCACGACAGAGGGGGAGGUGACGAGGAGAGUUUGUUUCAUCGGGGAUGGAAGCAACGGGAAUGGAAGCAACGAGGAUGGAAGCAACGAGAAGGGAAGCAACGAGGAUGGAAGCAACGAGAAGGGAAGCAACGAGGAUGGAAGCAACGAGAAGGGAAGCAACGAGAAGGGAAGCAACGAGGAUGGAAGCAACGAGAAGGGAAGCAACGAGGAUGGAAGCAACGAGAAGGGAAGCAACGAGGAUGGAAGCAACGAGAAGGGAAGCAACGAGAAGGGAAGCAACGAGGAUGGAAGCAACGAGAAGGGAAGCAACGAGAAGGGAAGCAACGAGAAGGGAAGCAACGAGAAGGGAAGAAACGAGAAGGGAAGCAACGAGAAGGGAAGCAACGAGGAUGGAAGCAACGAGAAGGGAAGCAACGAGGAUGGAAGCAACGAGAAGGGAAGCAACAAGGAUGGAAGCAACGAGAAGGGAAGCAACGAGGAUGGAAGCAACGAGAAGGGAAGCAUCGGGGAUGGAAGCAACGGGGAUGAGAACAACAGGAAAGGAGACGACACUUGCAGUGGGAGCCUGAAUAUCAAGAUCAGAAACUGCACUGAUUACUUUGUGUAUCAGCUGAAGCCGACACCCAGUGAUGCCACUGUGUAUUGUACAGCCGCAGACUCCGCACUCGGUGAUCCGUGUGUAACGCACACCAUCCUGGAUCAGCCCUGGAGGAGCACAGGUUGUUCCAACACUGAGUGUUCUGGUGGCAAAUGCAUGAAUGAUGACAGCCGUACAGAAGGAUGGUACAGAUUUAAGAGCUCCGGUGGAUGGAGGAUGCCUGAGACGGCUGUUUCAGUGAAUCACUGCUCCGGGACGAGUCCAGGCUGGUUAAACGGUGCCCAUCCCAGUGUGGGAGAGGGAGAGGUGACCAGGACCGUCUGUUUCUCCUGGGAUGGAAACACCUGCAACACAAACCGGGAGAUCAAGAUCAGAAACUGCGGCGGUUACUUUGUGUACUGGCUGAAGCCAACACUCUGCUGUAACAAGGUUUAUUGUACAGACACGGAGACUUCCACAAGGGAACAACCCAAGUCUUCUGUCCCAGUAGGGGACACAUUCUCAGACCCAGAGACUUCCACAGAGGAUCAGCUCAAAAGAUCAUCAACUGGAGACCCCACCCAGGAAUCAUCCUCUGUCCCAGCAGGAGACACAUCCUCAGAUCUGCAGACUUCCAAAGGUGAAGAUCACAAAGGGUCACCAACUCCAGCACCCACCCAGGAACCAUCCCCUGCCCCAAAGGGAGAGACUUGCUCAGUCGAGGGGCUCCCGACAGUGGAGGAAUGUGAGAAGAUGAUCCGCGAGGCCCAGGUGUUGUACAUUGGGCAGGACGACCAGGAAAUCUCCGAGGAGAUGAAGGAGCAUCUCCAUAAGGUGUUGAUGGAGCAGCUUCCCUGCAAGUACGUCCUGUCCGAUGCAGAAGGGGAAGAGUGGAGAAAACGCAGGAAGAGGGAAAGGAAUUGAUGCAGAAGAUCCUGGAUUGUGCUCACCCAAUGUCCCACAGCAUCAUGGAUUGCA
This is a messenger RNA of Pristis pectinata (smalltooth sawfish), 1851 nucleotides long. RefSeq lists its product as uncharacterized. Lineage: Eukaryota; Metazoa; Chordata; Chondrichthyes; Rhinopristiformes; Pristidae. Bases 1 to 1797 code for a protein of 598 amino acids. The transcript is spliced from 12 exons. The record is from RefSeq and is a predicted model, not a curated record.